Molecule: messenger RNA, 900 nt
Organism: Parnassius apollo (apollo)
Lineage: Eukaryota; Metazoa; Arthropoda; Insecta; Lepidoptera; Papilionidae
Source: the annotation of a GenBank genome assembly
AUGAAACAAUUUUUCUCACAAAAUACACAAAUACCACAGCAAGGUUUUAAAAUUAAUACACCCCAAAGCACACCAAACAUGGGACCUCAAUUUCAACCCUCUCAACAAUUUCAACCCCAACAUAAUAUGCAAUUUCAACCAAGAUUUAAAUUUGGAAUACCACCAAGCAAGCAAAUUAAAUUGCCAACACAGCAACCCCAACAAUUCGGAAUUAAACCACAACCCCCUCAACAACCCACAGGAUAUAAGCCGCAAUUAAGUGUAACACCACAGUUUGGAUAUAGACCAAACUUUACCCAAGACCACCACCUCAAUUACAACGACCACAAUUUCAAUCGACCGAUAUGGGAAAUAGAAAAAAGAGGCCAGAAGAAGCCAUCUAAGAAAAAAGUAAUUGAAGUAGGUAGCAAAGAAAAAUGUGAAGCUGGACCAAGUGGGAUAUCAAGGAAAACUCAUUCCGUGGAAAAAUCACGCCAAAUUAGUAAUAAUGCUUCCAUGAAGUUGUUUCAAUAUGAUUCUUCAUCAAGGCCAUCUACACCAGACCCAUUUAGUGAUGAUGGAGAGUAUGGUUCCGAUAACGACUAUGAUCCAGGAUAUGAUGAUAAUACAGACAGCACUAGCACUGUUAGUGAUCACACAAAGCAACAUGAAAAGAAACAACUAAAGAAACGUUCCAAGGACAACGCAACGAGGUCACAUGGUAAACGCAACUCUGAAAGCAGUGUAAGUAGCAGCUCUGAUUCUGACGAUCGAACCGAAGGCUUUAGCGAGUGCACGGAUGUAUGUGAUAGCGAUGACAACGAGGAUGAUACAAAUUCGAUAUCGGCAGAAUCUAGUGAUGAAAGUAUUUUUGACAGUAGAAGGAGAAAAAAGAAGGGGCAGAGUUCCUCUUUAGGAUGA